Pangasianodon hypophthalmus (striped catfish) is the source of this 2121-nucleotide messenger RNA. It is a transcript of the gene p2rx2, whose product is annotated as purinergic receptor P2X, ligand-gated ion channel, 2. Gene Ontology annotation, biological process: monoatomic cation transmembrane transport; response to ATP. Gene Ontology annotation, cellular component: plasma membrane; nuclear inner membrane. Gene Ontology annotation, molecular function: extracellularly ATP-gated monoatomic cation channel activity; ATP binding; purinergic nucleotide receptor activity. Lineage: Eukaryota; Metazoa; Chordata; Actinopteri; Siluriformes; Pangasiidae. The transcript has 12 exons. The record is from RefSeq and is a predicted model, not a curated record. The coding region runs from base 518 to 1720 and encodes 400 amino acids.
UUUUUUCUUUCUUUCUUCAGGUCUUUGUUUCUUCCUUCUUCUGCCGUUAGUUUCUGUGAGACAGGAGUAAUCUUCACUCUGUGGAUGAGGGAAAUGAAUAGAGAAAUAAAGUGAAUAUAUUCCACCUGAACAGAGAGAAUCUACAGGAAUCUAUUUUUAUGUCUAUAGGUUCAGACCAAUUCUGACACUUUCAGCUUUCUCCUUUUUCACUUCUCUUUGUUUGAUGUUUAAAAAAAUCAAUGAAAAACCAGAGACGGAAAGAGAGAUAUGUGGCUUUAUUUUCACUGCACUAUUUAUUGAUCUUUUAUUUUUCCAUGUUGAUUUUCUCUAAACUAUUUCCUGAGUAUCACGUUAAUAACCAACACUGAUGUGCUGAAAAACCACAUAAUUAGAUAAAGGGCUGCUGGGAGAACAGAGAGAGAGAGAGAGAGAGAGAGAGAAUCAGAAAGAGCUUCAUUCCAUCCACAGUAUUCAGAGUCGUACCUUCUCUGGUGGAUACGACGACAGUUCACCCAACAUGGGCUUCUUGGAGUUCUUUAAAGACUUUUUCCUGGGUUUCUGGGACUAUGAGACCCCAAAGAUUAUGGUAGUGAAGAACAGGAGACUGGGAGUCAUUUACAGAUCUGUACAGCUUCUGGUCAUCACUUAUUUCAUUUGGUAUGUGUUUAUCAGUCAGAAGGCAUAUCAGGAAACAGAGGAACGUCCAGAGAGUUCCGUCUACACUGAGAUGAGAGGAGUGGCAAUACUGGGAGACAGCGUACGGGACACGACCGAGUACGCCAAGCCGUCUGAGGGUGGUGAUGUCAUUAGUACGAUACUGAGGCGGGAGGUGACACACAAUCAAAGACAGGGCACGUGUGCUGAGCAUUUCAGCAUCCCAAAUGCAAACUGCACCUCAGAUGCUGACUGCGUCCCGGGCGAGCUGGACUUCGACAGCCACGGUCAGAGAACAGGACACUGUGUGCCUUACUACAAUUACACCUUUAAAACCUGCGAGAUCAAAACCUGGUGCCCCAUCGAGGAGGCUGCUGCAGAGAUAGAGCCACCGCUGGAAGAAGCCAUCAACUUCACAGUCUUCAUAAAGAACGCCAUCCAUUUCCCAAAGUUCAAAGUGCUCAGGGUGAACAUCAAACCAAGGAAGCCGAAGAAGCUCCUGCGGUGUCAUUACCACCCUGAGACCAACCCGUACUGCCCUGUGUUCAGACUCGGCUACAUCGCUGAUCAGGCCCGAGAAAAGUUCAGCGAACUCUGCAAAACUGGUGGAGUGAUUGGAGCGUUUAUUAACUGGAACUGCGACUUUGACGUCGAUCCAUCAGAAUGCGUUCCUACUUACUCAUUUCGGAGGUUGGACCUCAGGAAAACCCUGACCAGCUCGGGUUACCACUACAGGUUUGCCAAGUACUACUACAAGGACGGAGUGGAGUACAGAUCACUUAUAAAAGCGUUUGGGAUUCGUUUGGAUGUCAUCGUACAUGGACAUGCAGGAAAAUUUAGCCUCAUCCCAACCAUCAUCAAUGCGGUCACAGCCAUGACCUCAGUGGGAAUAUGCUCUAUCAUCUGUGAUUGGAUCAUGUUGACGUUUAUCGAUAAGCACGAGGUCUACAGUGGAAAGAAGUUUGACGAUGUUACUAAGAACCCCAGCCCACCAGUCGUCACAGAGAUCACUCUCACCAGCUAUGGCUCCACCCACUCUGACCUCUCAGACGGGGUGCCAUUGUGAAACACCUCCCCCUGUUACCCUGGACUGCCGAUGCCAUGCAAAAAAAUCCUGAGUGUGAUGAGAUGAGUGAUCAGGAACUUUUUUUUUAAUGUAAAGGACUUGUAAGAAGGGAAUAAAGCAAAGGUGAUGGGCCACAGUCUGGAGACGCCUUCAUGCUGAAACGCAAAGAGACUCUGAGAAAGCUUCUGCUUCCACCUACAGCAUUCAAAACCUACAUAUGAGCUAAUGUGAACUAAAAUAAACUCACAUGCUGACUAAUAAUAUGGCUGUUAUGUGGAUGACUCAACAGUCCUCAUGUUAAUCUGACAUACAUAAACUGAUGUAGAAUAUUAGGCAUAUAUUGUAAAUAAAAGCCAAAUUUAAGGUUGUUGGAAAAAAAAGAAAUAAAGGUUAAAAAAAUC